This is a messenger RNA of Vitis riparia (riverbank grape), 945 nucleotides long. RefSeq names its product proteasome subunit beta type-1. The transcript has 7 exons. Lineage: Eukaryota; Viridiplantae; Streptophyta; Magnoliopsida; Vitales; Vitaceae. The record is from RefSeq and is a predicted model, not a curated record. Gene Ontology annotation, cellular component: proteasome core complex. The coding region runs from base 69 to 740 and encodes 223 amino acids.
CCUCUCCAUUUGGUUCUCUCCCUCACCUCAGUGCCCUAAUCUCUCUCGCUGUCUCUUUUCAUUUCACAAUGACGAAGCAGCAAGCUAACUGGUCUCCUUACGACAACAAUGGAGGAUCUUGUGUUGCAAUUGCAGGUGCCGAUUACUGCGUCAUCGCAGCCGAUACUCGGAUGUCGACCGGCUACAAUAUCCUCACUCGCGAUUACUCUAAAAUCUGCAAAUUAGCAGACAAAUGUGUAAUGGCCUCAUCUGGAUUUCAAGCUGAUGUAAGAGCUUUACAGAAGCACUUGGCAGCUAGGCACUUGAUCUAUCAGCAUCAGCACAACAAGCAGAUGAGUUGCCCUGCAAUGGCUCAACUGCUCUCCAACACCCUCUACUAUAAACGUUUCUUCCCUUAUUAUUCUUUUAACGUUUUAGGUGGCCUUGAUAAUGAAGGAAAGGGUUGUGUCUUCACAUACGAUGCUGUGGGAUCCUAUGAGAAGGUUGGAUAUAGCUCCCAAGGUUCAGGUUCAACACUCAUCAUGCCUUUCUUGGACAACCAACUGAAAUCUCCCAGCCCUCUUUUAUUGCCUGCUCUGGAUGCUGUUACUCCUCUCUCUGAGCCAGAAGCAGUUGAUUUAGUGAAAACUGUUUUUGCAUCUGCAACUGAGAGGGAUAUAUACACUGGAGACAAGCUGGAAAUUGUCAUCUUAAAUGCUAGCGGAAUUCGUCGUGAGUACAUGGAUCUUAGGAAAGAUUGAUGGUUCAAGUGGGAUUGGAAUACGGAAUGUUCUCAGAUGAUAGCUGUUGGGACGAGUCUCUUGAUAUUUGCAUGACUAAUGAAUUGUCAGUCCUUUAGCUGCUUGCAUUCCAAUUUGAACACAAGUUUCUCUACUUAAUAGAAAUGUUGCAACUGUGACACCUCUGUUGGAAUUUCAGUGCUUAGCAUGAUAUUUUUCGUCUGCA